Molecule: messenger RNA, 4138 nt
Organism: Pygocentrus nattereri (red-bellied piranha)
Lineage: Eukaryota; Metazoa; Chordata; Actinopteri; Characiformes; Serrasalmidae
Gene: dennd2b
Product: DENN domain containing 2B
Exons: 20
Coding region: 278-3667 (1129 amino acids)
Biological process (GO): positive regulation of ERK1 and ERK2 cascade
Source: RefSeq, a predicted model, not a curated record
AGAAAGCGUGAGGAGCGGCGAGUGGGGGGCAAAACAGCCCCCUCUCCAUGGAAACUGGCUCAGCCUUCAGCCAGAAGCCCGUCUUGGGAAGGCAGGGUUUGGUCCGCCUGAAAGAACAUGACUGGAAGUUUGGAGGAAAAGUUGCAGAUUUUACCGGCAAACUGAGGCGGUUUGGAGAGGCUCUGCUGAGAGAACUCGUGUACGUGUGAGAAACAGCUGGACAGAAUGGCUUGGACAGCAGUGGACUUCACUGAGAGUGGACAGUCUGAGAGAGGAGAUGACUGCCAACAAGAGCUCCAAGGCUGUGUCCAGUUCAGGAGGGGCUAAAAGCCCACAGGAGGUCCCCGACAGGUCUCAGUCCGUGUCCCCACCUCCUAUUCUUUCUGCUGUAAAAGAGUCAUGUCAGUCUCAGCUUAGUGACACAGAGGACACCAGUCAGAAGGGCAGAGUUGCUAAAGCUGACACAAAGCUCCGAUCUCAGAGAAACUGGAGCUAUAAGACAGCUAGCUUGCGCCCUGGCUCCACAUUGUCUAGUGAGUUUGAAUCCAAAAGCAGACUUACCAAGGCUAAGAGCAUCGGCUAUCUGGAUAAGAAGCUCAGUAUCUACAAGCCAUCUGUUGGAGGAGACCAGGAGCAGAAGGAGAACCAACCACAGGAAGGAUCUCCAGCUGGCGAUGGACUGUGUCCCGGACCUCUCAGCUGGAGUACCCUCUCCUUAGCAUCCUCCACCAACCACGGCCAAAAGCGCACCCUCUCACUCAGCCAUACUGGGAGCAGUGCCUCGUCUGCUGCUAUCCGCAAGAAGAUCUCAGAUUGGGAAUGCCGUAAGGUGGCUCAGCCUAGGAUGAGUCUUUGCUUGGAGAAGAGGCCUGGUGGUGGAAGCGAAGGCUGCCCCAGCCUCUUGUCCUCUCCUUGCAGCGAAAAGACUUUUGACUUCAAGGGCAUGCGGAGGAUGAGCACAGCAUUCUCUGAAUGCUCCUACCCAGAGACAGAGGAGGAGGAAGGGGCUUCAGAUCGAGAGUGCAUCAGACAGUUCCAGAAAAGAGAACGAGAGAAGAGACCCACAAAGGCAGAGUCAUCAGCGCUCUUUCUCCGUAGUCUUUCUGCUCGCAAGGAGACCUCCGCUGUACUAAACCGGAUACAGAAGAUUGAGCAAGCCUUGAAGGAAAGUCCUUCCCCUGCUCCACCAUCAUAUCUCAGCAACUGCUAUGGCCUGGACAAAUCACGGAAAUCUUUCACUAUUGCUGGAAUAGAGGACUUGGACAGCACUUGUGGAAGCAAGCGGAGCAGCAUCUGCUCUGUUGCCACUGAGCCAGAUACUUGCCCUGGGUCGGAAAAGAAACUCUCAAAGUUCAGGCAGAGGUUCAGCGUGAGCUCCAUUAGGUCUGAGAGCCUGGAGCCUCCUUCUGCACAGGACCCACCAGGCACCCCUGUCAAUCCCCUGCCUAAACCUAAGCGCACCUUUGAAUAUGAUGCUAAUCGGAACCUCAAGGACUCUUUGCCUAGCAAUGGAUUACCUCUCAACUCUGAGACCACAACCCCCACAAUAACACGCCACCUAAAAGCAGAUGGAAUCUCAGCCAAAAGGUCUCAGGACAGAGAAUCAUGUGAAUCCGAAGAUGCUGCCAGCCUGCCCUCCUCCUACCCCUCCUCGCCCACAGAAAAUGGCACAGCCUCCACAGAGAACCACAGUCGCCCCAGCUCCAAAAGCACAUUAGAGGAGAACGCCUAUGAAGAUAUCAUAGAGUCUAUGAAAGAGAAUCCGUACGAGGAUGUGGAUCUGAAGGGGAGAGGUGCAGGCCGCAAGUCCCGGCUGUUACCCGAGAGGUCUAACGACUCACUCAGCAGGAUAUGGACCUCCCAGGACAGGAAGUUCGCUACACCUCCCCAGCUCCCUUCUAAGCCAAGCACUCAGUCAUUGCGGCUCCCGGGCCCUGCUGACAGGAAGAGCCACCGCUUGUCCCGCUUGUCUAAGAGGCACAGUCACGAUGACAUGUUGCUGCUUCCCCAGCUGGGCAUGGCCUCACCCUCUUGUGGGCUGCUGGAUGACAGCCUGAGCAGUGCCAGUGACACGCUGGCCUCCCGCAGAAAGAGACGGAUUCCCAAGGUGGUGCAGAGAAUAAACUCUAUCUACUGUACAAAAAGAGGCAAGAAGAGACUAAAGAAGCUCUCGCUCAACAAUAUAGAGACUGCAUCUCUAAGAGAUGACAACAGUGAGAGUGAGAGUGACUCUGAUGACAGGUUCAAAGCUCACACUCAGAGGCUGCUGAAGUUACAGUCCAUACUACGUCGGGCACCCAGCUAUCGCACGCUGGAGCUCCAGCUUAUCGAGUGGCAGGAGCGGGAGCUGUUUGAGUACUUUGUGGUUGUAUCAUUGAAGAAGAAGCCCACUAAGAACUCGUACAUCCCAGAGGUCACCUACCAGUUCCCCAAGCUAGAGAGGCCCACCAAGCAGAUGAGAGAAGCCGAGCAACGGCUCAAAGCCAUUCCCCAGUUUUGCUUCCCAGACGCAAAGGACUGGAGCCCCGUGUCUGAGUACAGCAGUGAGACGUUCUCCUUCAUGCUGACUGGAGAAGAUGGCAGCCGGCGCUUUGGGUACUGCAGGCGGCUCCUGCCAAGCGGGAAAGGACCUCGCCUUCCAGAAGUGUAUUGUGUCAUCAGCAGGCUGGGAUGUUUCGACCUGUUCUCCAAGAUCCUGGAUGAAGUGGAGAGGAGGAGAGGGAUCUCAGCAGCGCUGGUCUACCCCUUCAUGCGCAGUCUGAUGGAGUCUCCAUUCCCAGCCCCUGGCAAAACGAUCAAAGUUAAAACCUUCCUGCCUGGUGCAGGUAACGAGGUGAUAGAGUUAAGGAGGCCUACAGACUCCAGGCUGGAGCAUGUGGAUUUCGAAAGCCUCUUCAGCUGUCUGAGUGUGAGACAAGUGGUACGUGUCUUCGCCUCACUGCUGCUGGAGCGCAGGGUCAUCUUUGUGGCCGAUAAGCUCAGCACCCUGUCUAGCUGUGUGCAUGCGGUGGUGGCCCUGCUGUACCCCUUCUCCUGGCAGCAUACCUUCAUCCCCGUGCUGCCCACCUCAAUGGUGGACAUUGUCUGCUGCCCCACUCCCUUCCUUGUGGGCAUCUUGUCCAGCUCGCUGCCCAAACUUAAGGAACUGCCAGUGGAGGAGGCCCUGAUGGUUGAUCUGGGAACAGACAAGUUCAUUAGACAGCUGGACGAUGAGGCCUCCCUCCUACCACGCAAGCUACAAGCUGCUCUGGAGCAGGCCCUGGAGCAGAGGAACGACAUCAUCAAUCAAGACUCUGACAGCGAGUCAGAUGAUGAGUGCAAUUCCUUGAACAGCGUGGUGUCAGAGGCCUUCAUCCGCUUCUUCCUGGAGACCAUCGGCCACUACUCUCUGUUCCUGACCCAGGGUGAGAGAGGGGAGCGCAUUUUCCAGCGUGAAGCUUUCCGCAAGUCUGUGGCCUCCAAGAGCGUUCGACGCUUCCUGGGUGUUUUCAUGGAGUCACAGAUGUUUGCCGGGUUCAUUCAGGACCGAGAGCUGAGGAAGUGCAGGGCCAAAGGUCUGUUUGAGCAGAGAGUAGAGCAGUACCUGGAGGAGUUACCAGAUACAGAGCAGAGUGGAGUGAACAAGUUUCUGAAAGGACUCGGGAAGCUUCUCCAUAAAAAGAACUGAUGGAACAUGGAACCAAAAAUUAAGGACAUUUGUACAUCACCCGAUGGCAAAUCACUGCGUUUGAAGGCCUAACACAACUCAUACAUCUGAAGAUGCAUCAGUUGGAUUGACUUGAGUAAUUAAAUCUAUUGUAUAUAUUUAUAAUAGUGCCUGUGAUCCUCAUACGUAGUUCUGUUGUAAAGUUUUGUGGUACAUUGUUUAUGAGUAGAAUAACGCUAGAAUGGUACUGCGUGGAGGAACGGUGAUAUAGGUACAGCAGUAGCUUUCAACUCAAAAGUACAUGUACCAAAUGUGGUUGGAUGAUAAAUGGCAACUAAUGUGAGGUGGAUGUACAGUUUCUCUGUAGUAUUUAACGCUAGAUGUUGCUCAGUGCAUUGCGUUUUGUACAUGUAUUAACACUUGAAGAGUAUAAUUACCAUACUUGCAAUGCUUUAUAAAAAAAAAAAAAUCAAUAAAGCUUUUCAGAUUAUU